UGGACAAGGUCGCGCAAGACGCGCAUAGCCGCCUAGCUGUCUCCACAACAAACGUACGGAUAUCAGAAACGGUUACACCUCAAUGGAAAAAACAGCACAGUAGACUAGACCAUUUGCGACCGUGCAUGUAUAACGGACAGUCAAUAUAUCGCAUAAUAAAAACACAUAUAAGUAGGCUAUUCUCUCGGUCUUCCUCGCGCUUGCCAGAAACCACCAUGUCGCUGUAUCCAUCAUUGGAGGACAUGAAGGUGGAUCAAUUUAUACAGGCUCGAAGUAGUACUUACUCCGCCAGUCCAAGCAAGACACCUGCUCUACUUGCUGUACAGGAUGCUCCAAAUCCAAAUCCUGUGGAGGAAGAAACAGGACUCUACCCCAAACUGUACCCUGAGCUCUCAGAGUUCAUGGGGCUGAACCUCAGUGAGGAUGCACUUCGCCAGGCGCUGUCCAUGGUACCAGCAGAAGACUACUCUGGGGCAGUGGCUCCCAGGACUUCCGCUCUGAGCUACAUGAGCGCUCCGGUCACAGGGAAUGACUGUGGCAUCCGCAGGGCUGAGAUACGACAAGGCAUCAGGGAGGUCAUCCUCUGCAAGGACAGCGACGGCAAGAUCGGACUGCGCCUCAAAUCUGUGGACAAUGGUGUGUUUGUUCAGCUGGUACAGGCGAACACUGCCGCGGCAUUGGGAGGCCUGCGCUUUGGAGAUCAGGUGCUGCAGAUAAACGGGGAGAACUGCGCUGGGUGGAGCACGGACAAGGCCCACAAGGUGCUGAAGAACGCCAGCGCCGAGAGGAUAGCCUUUGUGGUACGGGACAGACCAUUUGAGCGCACCAUCACCCUGCACAAAGACAUCAACGGCCAAUUGGGUUUCAUCUUUAAGAAGGGGAAGAUCACCUUUAUCGUGAAGGACAGUUCUGCUGCCCGCAACGGCCUCCUGACUGAUCACCACAUUUGUGAAGUCAAUGGGCAGAAUGUCAUUGGACUUAAGGAUCCCCAGAUUACAGACAUCUUGAACUCCGCUGGUGGAGUGAUAACUGUCACGGUGACACCCACUAUCAUCUUUGAGCACAUGACGAAAAAGAUGUCUUCCAGCAUUGUGAAGAGCCUAAUGGAUCACUCUAUCCCGGAGGUGUGAGGGCGGCAGUCAUGUGAUGGGAAAUGAAGAGGAGUACCAAUAACGUUAUAUGAAUUGAUGAGAAAUGAUGAUUCUGCUGAGUUGUGCUCAUGACCCCAUGUCUCCACGCUGCAUCCUGCGUUCGUGAAACAGACCAGUCACAUGUGCAUCUUUAUGCCAUUACUUCAAUCAAAACCCAUAACCAUGUUUCUGCGAUUAAAAAAGUCAAGUGUGUAAAAUCAUCUCUGUACAGUAUGUUUGUUUCAAGCUCUAAAAGAAGUCCGUAUGGAUUCAGAUGUCGAUUCCUGCAGCGCUAGAGGAGUUAUGGUUUUGAAUUACCCCACAAAUUCAGGUUAACAGAUUUGAUUUUAUAGGGUCCUGAGCAAUAGACCCCCGUCUUGCCCAAUGGGCUAAAGCUCCAUUGUAGCCAGUCUUUGGAUUGAAUGAUACCUUGAGCUCAUCAAUGAACAAAUCUCAUACCCUCCUUUUUUUGUCCGUGGAAAUGACUUUACUCUUCUAUGACUUUGUAGUCAAGUGACACAAUCUAUCUUCUUCUGUACUUUGAAUUACCCGUAUUUUUUUGCCCUCUUCUAUUGUAUACGUUUGAAAUGUUUCACACGUAUGCCUUCUAGUACAUGUUGUAAGCUUUAAGAACAAACUAUUUACCUGAGAAAGUGAAAAUGCUUGGGUGUUUGAAGGUAUCCUAACAUAAUAAUAUUCAAAACCAGCCCACAAUAAUAUGUAGAUACUAUAAUUUAGUUUAAUCUCAACUGUAUGUCAUUUCUAUCAAUCCAUUCCUGCAUAUAUUGGUGGGUUAAAAUGCCCUGCAUGAUCAUCAACGUCAUUUUCGCACAAAAUACACAAUUGUGUUUUACUAUUGACAGCUUUCCAGUGUUAAUUAAAUAAAGCCAUACAAACGUU
Molecule: messenger RNA, 2030 nt
Organism: Oncorhynchus mykiss (rainbow trout)
Lineage: Eukaryota; Metazoa; Chordata; Actinopteri; Salmoniformes; Salmonidae
Gene: sdcbp
Product: syndecan binding protein (syntenin)
Cellular component (GO): cytoplasm; plasma membrane
Molecular function (GO): protein binding
Source: RefSeq, a predicted model, not a curated record